Molecule: messenger RNA, 2068 nt
Organism: Cercospora beticola
Lineage: Eukaryota; Fungi; Ascomycota; Dothideomycetes; Mycosphaerellales; Mycosphaerellaceae
Source: RefSeq, a predicted model, not a curated record
GCUUGGCAAGUGACACAAGGCGCCAUAGCGAGGCCGCUUCGCAUAUUUUAGUGACCUGCGAAUCCCCUUUUCCCGGCCGCUCGUGUGUUUCUCAAAUUUUCGACUCAAGCUCUCGCGGUGCUAUGGAGGACCGCGCACUUGCGAUUCGAUAUCUGAUACAACAAUGGCCUCUACUACUCGCGCCGGAUCCGAUCCUGGACCAUGGGAUGUAUUCAAAGUCUUCGAACUGAUCAACCUGGAUGCCGACCCGGAGAGAAUCACUUGCGUGUACGAGUGGGAUGGCCCCGAGGGAAAUCUGAUCCGAUGCGACAAAGAUAUCGAUGAAGAUAAACAAGUCCGCGCAUGGAAGGACUUGCUUAAUUUGCCGUGGGGAAGCGAGGACUCAUCCCUGUGGCGCGCGUCUCUUAACGGUGCUGCCACGCUGUUGAGCUGUGGCCGACACGACAAAGUGAGAGAUGUCCAGACCGUGACCAUGGGUUGGGCAUCUCAAGCGAAGUUGCAUGCGCACAAGGCCAGAGGGGAUCGACUCUUGCUCGGACAUGGCGAGCCUGCGAACGGCAAGGUGGUUCAUGGUAUCAGGGCCCCUAGGCCACGAUGUGCUACCACCGCAUCCAAGCCAAGAGUCCUCGACGGGCUGAGAAAGACAUCUUCUGGCUACAACACGCCGCUUCGUGAAUUGCAAAUCACUCCUCAGGCCGGUGACUCCGAGAAGUCGCUUCGUAAGGAUUCUGCUCUGGACUCUCUUAUGUCUCGGGCAGAGAAAAUACAGGAGAACUUCGACACGCGCGACAAGACAACUCGUAACGAACCGGAGGUGUUCCAACUCGAUGAGGAUGUUCAGGCUGUACAUGACGCAUUAUGGAUAGAUCCCCAAAAGAUCCGCUCAGCGUCGCCAGUGGGUCCGAAGAGACUACGAUCGCGAAGUGAGCCGGAAGUCCAUAUGGAUGAGAGCCGUUUGAUCAGCAAUCAUGCGCGUGCCAAGUCCGCAUCGAUUGUCUUCCGAUCUGGCGAACGCCAACAGCACACUGGCGGCACCAACUUGGCAUCCAAUGCUCAUGUAAAAUCACCAGGGGAAGAGAUGUUCGAUGCCGAGUGUGUAGAAGUCGGGAAGUCUGAGCUGGAGACCUCCAUCCAGCGCGAACAAGAGCUCAAUUCUGAUCAAAGAUCUCUCAAGAACGUCCGUCAACCGAAGUGGGAUGUCGACACCAGACUACGACAGCAGACAUACGCAGCCGAUGUCAAGGACGAGCUUCCUCCUGAUGAGGUCGAGCGCCAACGCCUUCGCGACCAAGCGAGACUUGAGGAUGAGAUCCGGUCUCACGUUGAGCAGGACCGUGAUCAGAGCGGAAGCUUUGUAUCCUUACCAGCGCUCGCUGACUUUGAAGUGAUUCAGUCCAGCUGGAAAGUAUACAUGCAAGGCUGGAUGAGCCUUCUCAGCCUGGAUGAUGACUGUGCAGGCGCAGACUUAUUCGCAGCGCUGCCACGACCAGUGCUCGGCGAAGAGUUGCGCGCGAAGUACGCAACUGAGCUUUCCAGUGACUUCGAAUACGAUGUCAGCAACUUCUACAGAAACAUGCCUGGAGGUGAAACUUUCGAAAGAUCUGAAAUCCGCAAGCAGCUGAAGCUGGAAAUCGCAAGAAUUCAUCCGGAUAAAAUUCACCAGCGUUUCCCAUUGGCCGGAGCGGAUAAUAGAGUGAUGGAGUUGACAACCCGAGUCACUCAGGUCCUGACGAUCUUGAUCGCGCUGGUGUAAGGCUAAAGGAACUGUGGCGUAGAAGGUGCAGGUUCAACACGCAUCUGUCAGAUCGCUUAAAUGUAGAUAUCGAUACCCCAUGGGAUAGAAUUCAGGUGUCGUUGGCUUCUUUAGUUGUGUCUCGUCGGUGUCGAUUCUGCGCUCUCCACUGCCAAAUACUUCCAUAAUGUGCUUGCGCCCUGUAAGCAGGCGCUAUCUCGCCAGAGGAAGCCGCGCAGAAUCGGAUGUACCAACUUCCAGGAGAGAAGAUUGAAUCUGUGAAGUAAUCGUCUCAGCAAGGCUGAAAAGAACUCGCGAUGUGGAGUCGAAUAUGCU